Mugil cephalus (flathead mullet) is the source of this 1587-nucleotide messenger RNA. RefSeq names its product SEC14-like lipid binding 7 (gene sec14l7). The transcript is spliced from 13 exons. The record is from RefSeq and is a predicted model, not a curated record. Gene Ontology annotation, cellular component: cytoplasm. Lineage: Eukaryota; Metazoa; Chordata; Actinopteri; Mugiliformes; Mugilidae. The coding region runs from base 16 to 1260 and encodes 414 amino acids.
ACUCUGAGCUGCCGGAUGAAAGUCCACCUCCCCCUCCUCUCAGCUCCAGACAUGAGCGGCCGAGUCGGAGACCUGAGCCCCAAACAGGCGGAAAUCUUAGCCGAGUUUCGGGGGAGGAUCCAGGACGUCCUCCCCAGUUUGCCGGCUCAGCACGACCACUACCUCCUCCGCUGGCUUCGAGCUCGUAGCUUCAAUGUUCAGAAAGCUGAGGUCAUGAUCAGAAAGCAUGUGGAGUUCAGGAAGCAGAUGAAAGUAGAUUCAAUCAUCUCUGACUGGAAACCUCCAGAGGUGAUUGAGAAGUACGUCUCUGGAGGGAUGUGCGGUUACGACCGAGAGGGAAGUCCGAUCUGGUACGACGUGAUUGGUCCUCUGGAUCCUAAAGGUCUCCUGCUCUCCGCCUCCAAACAGGACUUCAUGAAAACCAAGAUCAGACACACGGAGACACUGCACCGGGAAUGUAGGAGGCAGACGGAGAAGUUGGGGAAGAACAUUGAAGCCAUCACUCUGAUCUACGACUGUGAAGGACUCGGACUGAAGCACAUCUGGAAACCUGCUAUUGAGACCUAUGGAGAGAUCCUGACCAUGUUUGAGGAGAACUAUCCUGAGGGGCUGAAGAGAGUUUUCCUCAUCAAAGCUCCUAAGAUGUUUCCCAUGGCGUACAACCUCAUCAAACACUUCCUGUGUGAGGAGACGCGGCGCAAGAUCAUGGUCUUAGGAGGUAACUGGCAGGAGGUUCUGCGUCAGCACAUCGAUCCGGAGCAGCUCCCUGUGGUGUACGGAGGAACCCUGACGGACCCUGAUGGAGACCCUCGCUGCAGAACCAUGAUAAAGUACGGUGGCACGGUCCCCAAGUCGUACUAUGUUCAGGACUCAGUGAAGGUUCAGUACGACCAAAGCGUGACCAUCAGUCGCGGCUCGAAUUUCCAGCUGGAGUACGACGUUCCUGAAGCUAACAGCGUCCUGAGGUGGCAGUUUGCCAGUGAUGGCGCUGACAUCGGGUUUGGGGUGUACCGGCGAACCAAAGAGGGCACCGUUCAGAAGGUGAACGAGAUGCUACCAGUUCUUCCCAGCGAACGCUACAACGCUCACCUGGUCCCCGAGGAUGGAGGCCUCACCUGCUCUGAGCCGGGAGUCUACGUUGUGUGUUUUGAUAACAGCUACAGCAUCCUUCAGUCCAAGAAGGUGAGCUACAACGUGGAGGUGGUUCCUCCCGGGGACGGACCGAGUCCACUGAGCCGAGGCGACAGGAGGCUGCAGUGAGGACGUCCACGCCUGGAAACAUGUCAGUAAAAACAUCACGCUGAAAAUAAAUUCGCUUUUUGUCCGCUUCCAUGGAGCUGUCCCGACGUCCAUCUUUUUUAAACAGUCUUUAGGAGAUUAAUUUAAAUGAAUCUCAUAUCAAAUCUGUGUCACAAUUUAAAAAGAUGCUCAGAAUUAUUUCUAAUGUGAAGUUAAAACAAAUAUCAAUGAUGAUGAUGUGAAUACAAUUUUUGGAUUUAUCUUUAAUUUAUAUAAAAGAAACUCUACUUUUAGUUUGUAUGUUAAUGUUACUUGUAAUAAAAACAGAAAUUCUUCAUCCAUAGAACA